AUGAAUAGCACAGGUUCUUCUGACUCAAAUGGAUCCAAAAAUUAUUUUGUAAACUUCAACCAGGAUAGCACAUCUUUAGCAGUGGGCAGCAGAACAGGUUAUCGUCUUUACUCUCUCAGCGGUGUCGACACACUCGAACAAAUAUACAGCAAUGGCACCGAGGACACGUGCCUUGUCGAAAGGCUGUUCAGCAGUAGUUUGGUCGCGGUGGUCUCUCUGGCUGCCCCCAGAAAGCUGAAGGUGUGCCAUUUCAAGAAAGGGACGGAAAUUUGUAAUUAUUCGUAUUCCAACACUAUUUUGGCCGUCAAACUUAACAGAGCUCGACUUGUAGUCUGUCUCGAAGAGAGUUUGUAUAUCCAUAACAUUAGAGAUAUGAAAGUUCUUCAUACGAUUAGGGAUACACCUCCGAAUCCUUUAGGUCUUUGUGCUUUAAGUAUAACCUCUGAUAACUGUUUUAUAGCUUAUCCGGGAUCUUCGAUUAUCGGUGAAGUACAGAUUUUCGAUGCUAUUAAUUUGCACGCGAAAACAAUGAUCCACGCCCACGACAGCCCUUUAGCUGCCUUGGCGUUCAGCCCGAAUGGUACCCGUAUAGCUACGGCGUCAGAGAAAGGAACUGUGAUCCGAGUGUUUUCUGUAAUAGACGCUUCAAAAUUGUACGAAUUCAGGAGAGGAGUGAAACGCUGCGUUGCCAUAUCGUGUAUAGCGUUCAGUUUGUGCGGCCAAUUCUUGAGCUGUAGCAGUAAUACGGAAACUGUACAUAUAUUUAAAUUAGAAGAACCAAAGGAUAGUCCCAGACGGAGCGUAGAAGAAAGCAGUUGGAUGGGAUAUUUGACGACUUACCUUCCCACACAAGUGACGGACGUUUUUACCCAAGGUAGAGCUUUCGCCACAGCGCACUUACCUUUCUACGGUGUCAAGAAUGUGAUUUCGAUAGCAACAAUCCAGCAGCAGCUGAGACUGCUAGUAGCGACGGAAGACGGUACUCUGUACGUCUACAACAUCGAUCCCAGCGAAGGAGGCGACCUGAUUCUGUACAAGGAGCACCGAUUGGACGGCACCCCGGAGAACCCAGGCAAAUCCUCUGACAAAACUGACAGAGGAAAAACAUCGUCGCCGCAAAACAUCGACGGAGGCAUACUAGGUAGCUACGCUGGCAUCGUCAAAGGCAAUCCAUCCGGCCAAAUGUCAGGUACUGAGUCAGAAAAAUUCCGAGAGAUGGCAGCAGCUACGGAAUCACCGCCCAAAGGCGCGUUUCAGUUCACCGACGACCAGGAAUAUCCCCCGCUAACCCAGAACUCAGACUGA
This is a messenger RNA of Diabrotica balteata, 1305 nucleotides long. NCBI's taxonomy places the organism in Eukaryota, Metazoa, Arthropoda, Insecta, Coleoptera, Chrysomelidae. The record is from the annotation of a GenBank genome assembly.